Molecule: messenger RNA, 1497 nt
Organism: Candida dubliniensis CD36
Lineage: Eukaryota; Fungi; Ascomycota; Pichiomycetes; Serinales; Debaryomycetaceae
Gene: PRC2
Product: Prc2p
Exons: 1
Coding region: 1-1497 (498 amino acids)
Biological process (GO): proteolysis
Cellular component (GO): fungal-type vacuole
Molecular function (GO): serine-type carboxypeptidase activity
Source: RefSeq, a predicted model, not a curated record
AUGAAAGCUUUAUUAUUAUUGUAUACUGUAAUUACAGUUGUUUUGGCAUUACCUUCUCAGACUCCCUUUUCUUUGUCUCCCUUGCAACAAUUAAAAGAUGAACUUGCUGGUAAACUAUCUCAGAAACAGAUUCUUGAUAUGGAGAAAAUAUGGGUCGACUAUGAACGACAAUACGGAUUCGAUACGUUGUUGAAGAAAUUUAACAAAUUUAAAUCACGAUUUCAGUAUGGGAUAACUUCGCAAGAUAAAUCUGAAUCAGUUUACAGUAUUAGUGUGUCCAAGUCAACCCCCAAAUUAUUAGGGUUUGACAUUGUUAAGCAAUAUACUGGUUAUUUCAAUGUCAAUGAUAAAGAUGAAAACUACUUUUUCUGGUUUUUUGAGAGUAGAAAUGAUCCUAAAAAUGAUCCUUUAAUAAUUUGGCUUAAUGGUGGUCCUGGAUGUUCUAGUUUAUGUGGAUUGGCAUUAGAGUUGGGUCCAUCUAUUAUAAAUGCUACUUUACAACCCGAAUACAAUCCCCAUGCUUGGAACUCAAAUGCUUCUGUUUUGUUUUUGGAUCAACCGGCAAAUGUUGGGUUUUCCUAUGGUGGUAAUAUCCCAAUCACAUCUGAUCAAGCAUCCAAAGACUUUGUUGAAUUUCUCAAAUUGUUUUAUGAAAGAUUUCCCGAGUAUGUAGCAUUGGACUUACACAUUUCUGGUGAGUCAUAUGCUGGCCAUUAUGUACCUAGUUUUGCUAAUGCUGUUCAUAAAGCUGGUAUUCCAUUAAACUCUAUAUUGAUUGGUAAUGGUGUGACAGAUCCAGUAGUACAAUUGGGUGAGGUGAGUAAUAUGGGAUGCGGCCAAGGCGGAAUUGGUAAAAUCUACACAGAUGAGGAAUGUACGGAAUACCCAGAGAAAUACGAGAAAUUUGUACCUUAUGGAGAAUUAUGCUACAGAAACCCUAAUGUUUUGACUUGUUUUAUUGCUGCAUUGGCGGCACCAAAAACUCCAGAUAUGGGCGAUUUGAAUCCGUAUGACUCACGUGUCAAAUGUGGCAACAACUCAUUGUGCUAUGAUCAAAUUGAUUAUCUCAAUGACUACUUUAACUUACAAUCUGUUCAGGAAGCUUUGGGUGUUGAAAAAAGUUACACAAUGUGUUCCUCUAAUGUUGGUUCUAGAUUUGUAUCGGACUUUAUGAGGCCAUAUCAUACCUAUGUGGCUGAUUUGCUAGAUGAUGGUAUUCCAGUUUUGAUAUAUGUUGGUGACAAAGAUUUGGUAUGUGAUUGGUUGGGAAACUUGGCUUGGGUCAAUAAGUUGAAUUAUACUGGUCAUGAUCAAUUUGAAAAAGCUGAGUUUAAACCAUGGUACACUGUAGAUGGUAAAUUGGCUGGUGAAGUGAAAAACCAUGACCACUUUACUUAUUUACGUAUUUAUGAAUCUGGUCAUAUGGUACCUAUGGAUCAGCCUGAAAAUUCUUUGGAUAUGGUGAAUAGAUGGGUUCGUGGUGAUUUUGGAUUAUAA